Messenger RNA from Cyanistes caeruleus (blue tit), 3867 nucleotides. The record is from RefSeq and is a predicted model, not a curated record. Lineage: Eukaryota; Metazoa; Chordata; Aves; Passeriformes; Paridae.
UUGUGGUGUGUUCCUUUUACAGAUGGGCUGGGGGGAUUUGGGAGCUUUCGGAGAGCCUUCUAAGGAAACCCCUAACCUAGACCAGAUGGCUGCAGAAGGGAUGCUUUUCCUGGAUUUUUAUACUGCCAACCCCCUCUGCUCUCCCUCAAGGGCAGCACUGCUGACAGGCCGGCUCCCAGUCAGGAAUGGCUUUUACACCACAAAUGGACACGCCAGGAAUGCUUACACACCACAGGAUAUAGUAGGAGGAAUCCAAGAUUCCGAAUUGCUGCUUCCAGAGCUCCUGAAGAAAGCUGGUUACACCAAUAAGAUCAUUGGCAAAUGGCACUUGGGGCACCGGCCCCAGUUCCACCCACUGAGGCACGGCUUUCAUGAGUGGUUUGGGUCCCCAAACUGCCACUUUGGGCCCUACGACAACAGAGAGCGCCCCAACAUCCCCGUGUACAGGGACUGGGAGAUGGUUGGCAGAUACUAUGAAGAUUUCAAAAUUGAUCUGAAGACAGGUGAAGCCAACUUGACUCAGCUCUACCUGCAGGAAGCUCUGGAUUUUAUUAGCAAGCAGCAGGCCAGCCAGCAACCAUUUUUUUUAUACUGGGCAAUUGAUGCUACCCACGCUCCUGUUUAUGCCUCCAAACAGUUCCUGGGCACGAGUCAGAGAGGGCUGUAUGGGGAUGCUGUGCGGGAAAUCGAUGACAGCAUUGGGAAAAUCCUGAAGCACCUCCAGCAGCUGGGGAUCAGUGAGAACACCUUUGUGUUUUUCACCUCUGAUAACGGGGCUGCUCUCAUUUCAGCUCCCGAACAAGGAGGAAGCAAUGGGCCUUUCCUGUGUGGCAAACAAACCACCUUCGAGGGUGGCAUGAGGGAGCCGGCCAUCGCCUGGUGGCCCGGCCACAUCCCUGCAGGAGGGGUCAGCCAUCAGCUGGGCAGUGUGAUGGAUCUGUUCAGCACCAGCCUCUCCCUGGCGAAUCUGCAGCCUCCCAGUGACAGACAGAUUGAUGGCAUCGACCUUUUACCUGCCAUCCUGCAGGGCAAGCUAAUUGACAGGCCCAUUUUCUAUUAUCGUGGCAACGAGCUGAUGGCAGUGAGAGCUGGGCUUUACAAAGCUCACUACUGGACCUGGAGCAACUCCUGGGAGGAGCACAGCAAGGGCAUCGAUUUCUGUCCUGGCCAGAGUGUGGAUGGAGUGACAACACACACGCAGGAGGAGCACACUGUCCUGCCCCUGCUCUUCCACCUGGGCAGGGAUCCUGGUGAGAAGUACCCAUUAAGGGCAAUGGAUUUUACUAUUAUGGAAGAAAAUGGAAGUGAUAAGGCUUGGUUGAUGAACAUAAUGAUUUUAGAACACAUUAAUUAAGAAGAGAGCUCACAAGUGCCUAUUUCGAGCAGAUGGAAAAUUCAGGAAAUCAUCAGAGAGGUAAUUGCAGUGUUAUGGAGCCAGAAAAAAAGGGAAGGAGCUCCUGAAGGGAAGCUAAAGGGAAAAGGAUCUGAUAGAAAAGUUGCCAGUCUCACCUUAGUGCUCAGGGCACAAACCUGGCUGUGGGGAAGAGAGAAAAGGUGCAAAACAGGGCGAAAAAUGGGAAUAAUAGCAAAGAGCAAGGAUUGUGCCCAGGGGAGAUGCUGACUCCUCAUCUUGGAAAAGAGGGAAAUGGUACCAGCUGCAUUGCAGGGGUGAAUUAACAGCUGCCACAGGAGAGGUGACACUAAAAGUGUGGAAACUGUGGCUGAGGAGCCUCAGAGGUGGCAAUAAAAACCGUGGAGCACCAACCACGCCGGGGCUGGAUGCAGCAAGGUGGGACAAGGUGGGACAGAGCCAGCUCGGAGGGAAGAGGGGGAAAUAAAAUCCCCCUGUGGAGGAGAAUCAUCAGCCUGGAGACUGGGGAUGGACACAAACACAUCUGGGUCCCUGGCUGCCCUUUCCCAGUCUCUGGGACCAAGCUGGAACUCGUGCUCCAUCAGCCCACAGCCCUCAGGUGUUCUGGGUGCAGUGAUGCUGCAUGAAAAGGAAUAUUGGCAGAAAAAAAAGCUGCGUGAACCAGCUGCAAAAAAUGCAGAGUGCAGUUUGAAGUGGAUGCCAUCAUCUUCUUCAGAGACAGCACCAGACAACGCUGCAGCCACAAGAAAGCAGCCUGAAGAACACAGAACAUAAAUUGUGGCUCAGGAAUACCACUGAAAAUGAAAGCUGAGGAAUAGCACAGGAGCAACCAGCAGGAGGAUCAGUGGACAGCUGUUACUUCUGUCACCUGUUCACACCCAGAUGAAAGCUUUACUAUUCACUCUACCUUUAUCCCCUUUGCCAUUUCAGUCCUGGGGUUCCAGGCAGUGAAAUCCAGCAGAAAGGCAGGAUUCUGGGAGCUGGGCAGGGAAAACUUCUGUGGAAAUAGGUGAGCAGGUGAAGGAUCAGCACCAUCACAUGUCCUUGCUGCAAGGAGUGUGCUGAUCACCACAGCUUGGACUCUCCGAUCUUAGAGGCCUUUUCCAACCUGAAUGAUUCUGGAGUUCCAAGGUUUCCUGUGGCUCAGUGGCCACAUGUCCCUCACACCUCCAGGGAUGCAUCUGGGCCCCAAAAUGCUGCUGGACCAGAGGUGACUUGGGGUAAGGGCCACCUUCACCCUUUGAUUCCUCAUUUGUUUUCCUCUGGCUCCUCUGAGUCUCUCCAGUAAUUCCAGAGCAGAGCCCCUAACCUGUCUCAGCCUCCUGCAUUGUGCAGACCUUAAAUUGCAAAUAAACUUGAUAAUAGAAGAGAGGAACUGAGGAAGACUGAAUAAUAAGACAAGAUCAAGACUUGGAUACCACGGUGCUGCAAAGCCUCAGAGCACUGAUAACAGAUAAAAUCAAAUUAUCAGAAUCUGGGUGUAUUUCACAAUUAAAAAUAAUGAUUUUAAUUAAAAUAAUUCCAGGGGAGAAGGAAGUAAAGUAUCAUUAGCCACGUUUUAUGCUCUUCCCAUAACUUCAUAUCAAUCUGAGGGCUGCUGUUCAUAAAAUCAUGGAAUCCUGGAAUGGUUUGGAUCGGAAGGGGCCUUUAAAGCUCAUCCUGUUGAAAGCUCAUUACCUUUCACUAAACCAGGCUGCUCCAAGCCCUGUCCAACCUGGUCUAGAGCCCUUUGUCAGGUUUCUGUGAAUCACAUUAUGGGAUUUUUUAUAAUCUAUCAUUCCCAUUUUGUUCCAGUCCUCUCAGUUACACCACGGCCCCAUCACUCCCAGGACAGCCACCGCGCAGUGGAUCAGCAGGACGAGGUGUAAAACAUCCUGAAAUCCCGCUGAGAAUGCUCCUGGAUUUGUUUGGGUGCUGAUCUAUUUGAGGGUGCAUUUAAGGAUGGCAGAGAAUCAUCCCCGAAGGUGAAAGCCCAAGGAGCAGAGGAUUAGAGCGGAGUUUUAGCUGUGUGUGAGACAAACCCUGCUCCCUGCAGAGCUGGAUUUGCUGGGAGGGCAGGCUGGGGUUAAGCAGCAGAGCAGGUUCCAGGAGCUGAGGGGGGAGGAUGGGAGCAGAUUGCCAAGGCACAAUUACAGUAAAUGAAGGAAGCACAGCCCACACCUGUGCCUGGGACCCCGAGCUCCAAUCCAGCCCUGAUUGCAUCUCCAGGGACUUCCCGGAGGUAAAGUGUCAAUUAGUGUAAUGACCCUGGACUUUGUCCACUCUGCUCCCUCGUUCUGAGCGUGGAAUAAUUUCAUGGACGCUGGGGGAUCUCUUUUAGCAAACUCCUCACAACACCACCUGCUCACCCUCUCAUUCUUGCAGUGCUAUUCCCAGCUCUCCUUCCCGGGAUUGCUCAACUGGAAUACGAAAUGCAGCUCGCCCCGGAGGCAGCCAGGGCUGCAUCCUCACAGACAAUGGUGCCCAGACACCUGUACAGCUCAUUCCACCUCUUU